This is a messenger RNA of Hermetia illucens (black soldier fly), 3356 nucleotides long. Its product is annotated as liver carboxylesterase 1. The record is from RefSeq and is a predicted model, not a curated record. The coding region runs from base 699 to 2813 and encodes 704 amino acids. NCBI's taxonomy places the organism in Eukaryota, Metazoa, Arthropoda, Insecta, Diptera, Stratiomyidae. The transcript has 7 exons.
AAUCGCUAACCGACACGGUGUGACUCGUCUCUCCAAUGUAUCUAUGUAUCUAGAUUGAAUCGAAAACGCUAAAUUCUCAAUAGAACCACCACUGAAAUCGCGGCUUGUUUUUUUGCUGUUGUCCUCGUUGUCAAGUGCUAAACAACGUUAUCGACUCCUGUAAAGGAUAAGGUGUGUUGCAUGCCUCACCAGCUUCCAACUGUGCUCGAAUGAAUCUAUGCUGGCGCAUCGUGGCGGAAGUCGCGUCAGCUCACAAGUACGUGCUAGAUAACAUAACGGAUAUUCUGGGGGUUGCAUCCUCAAAGGGACGACAAACAACGCUUUCAUUUGCAUCCUAGGCGCGGUCGGUUCUAUUGUUUUCGUAUCUAACUCCUUGCAGCAACACAUUUGCAACUUAGAAAGGACAUUCGAGAGUGCAUUUGCAUUGUCUGCAAUAGUACAAAAGCUUUCGAAUUUGAUUGUUGUUUCGGAUCGCUCGAAAAAAAGAUGCGUUAUCAUCCCCUAACGUAGUUUUUGUGCAUUCGGGACCUAGUAUGAGGUGUAUGUGGAGUGCGAACUAAACGAACAUUUGGCGGUGCGUAUUCAUAGAAAAAAGGAUAAAUUUCAGUGAAAUGACCAGCCACUGAAUAGUGUACGAAAACCCUUUGAAAAGGAACUGUAAUGCAACAACGAUACUCCACAUAUCACAGUCACAUAGAAUGGCGACCGCAAAAUUCUUAUCAUAUGUGCUUCCUAUCCUGAUAUCAUGCGUUCACUUACGAGGGCAAGAAAACCGUGUGAUCCUGAAUCAAGGAGAUAUAAUUGGUCUCAAAGUGUUCCCGGAAAUAUCGUCCAGUCCUGUAUAUGUAUUUCUUGGCAUCCCCUACGCACAAGCCCCGAUUGGAGACAAUCGAUUCAAACAUUCACGACCACAUAGUGGAUGGAAUCAGACCCUCUUCGCUAGAAAUUUUAAACCACUGUGCCCACAGCCCACCAAUAGUAUUUACGAUGAGACCGGCGAUGGAAUGCUUAAGCGACCAGUCGAAAUGGACGAGAACUGCCUUUAUCUAAAUAUAUGGAUGCCAGAGAUCAGCAUUCGUCAAGGAAAUCUACCUGUCCUGGUUAUCAUAACCGGUGAAGAAAUGACAUUCGACUGGCCUCAGAAUCGUCCCAAUGGGCUCGAUUUAUCUUCAGAAGGCAUAGUUGUUGUAACUGUUCAGUAUAGAUCAAAUAUAUUCGGCUGGCUGUCCUUGCAAUCUGAAGAUCUUCCCGGAAACUUCGGACUACAUGACCAGGAGCUUGCCUUAAAAUGGAUUCAGCAGAAUAUCCACAAGUUCGGGGGAAAUCCAAAACAAGUCACGCUUCUGGGACAUGGAACCACAGGGGCAACUUGCGCCUUUAUACACCUGAUUAGUCCUAAAUCUGCCGGACUAUUCUCCAAAGCGAUAAUAAUGUCCAGUUCAGCACUUUCGUAUAAAAGUUUUGCGGAUCAGACGCCUUCACAAGAAAUCAUCAGCAAACUGGGAUGUCUAUCAGAGAAUACUCCUGAAAUUUUGCAUUGUCUCCAACAAAAGAGCAUGGAUGACUUGCAGCAAGCUUUCGAGACUAUAUAUAAUAACGGGAAUUAUUCAACAAUGCUAGGACCAAUGCCAGACACCUACCGGCAGCCUCAAGAUCGGUAUCUCCCAACGGAUCCACGUUCUGCUCUGAAAAAUGGACAAUAUAGGUCGAUCCCCACUUUAUUGGGGAUCACCACAAAUGAGGGAGCCUUCAUCCGCGACUAUUGGAUUGACCUAGCCCGGGAAGGAUAUAAAUCUCUUCAAAAAUACAUCGAAUCAACGGUACUCCCUCAUAUCCUUCAGAAGUAUCUUUACAUAGGUGCAUCAAACCAAAACCAAGUCCUGGAAGCCAUCACCUGGCGCUUCUUCGGCCAAUAUCCGGAAAGCCCAAGUUACCUGUUGAACUCAUUGCAGCGUCUCAUCUCUGAAAUUGAGUUUGAAAGUCCGUUCUUUGAUACCAUUGAACUUUUGGCAAAUGCACGUAACCAUGCGAACCUUACGAAAACCGACACUGCAGAGACCUUUCUUUACGCCUUCCAUCAACCAAAUUCAAUGGAUAUGAGAGGGAAGUUGAACCUAUUUGGAGGAUCUGGUCAUUCAUCGGAUCUACCCUUAGUAAUGGGACCAAGUUUGUUUCAACAAAUUUCACGGAGGCGCUUUACAUCGGCUGAGGAUAAACUAUGUCGACAGCUACGGAAAUUUUUCACGGACUUUAUGAAAACUGGGAGUCCUACACCUGGACGCAUCUAUGAUGCUUGGUACUCCUACACAAGUGACAGAAAAUUUAUCAAAACCCUGGGAGAGUAUAUAGAAACUGAGGGUGGGGGUGGCUCGGCUACUAGUCAAUUUGAACGAAAUCUCCCAAUUAUAGAGGAAAUGUUGCAGAAAUCAGUUGUAGGUAGUGCAGCUACAUCCGUGUCAAACAGUGAAGAGGUCCUCAAUCCCUACAGACUGAAAGGAAGGGAAAAUCAAAGUUCAAGGACUGCGAAAAAUUCUUAUUUGGGGAAUCGUCACGACUACGAGUAUUACCGUCAUUUGAAGAAGGUCUACUCCUUCUGGAACGUCCUGCUGCCAAGCAUCUCGCCACCAAUCCUGCAAUUUAAUCCAACAAAUACUUCUGUGGAACGAAGCGGCCGCGAAAUUGAUGUCUAUGAUAUCAAGUACCGUCAUGCCUUCUUUUCUAUGUUAACGGUGGUAUGCCUUCUACUUGCGAUCCUUGGAGUUUGUGUCUACAUAUUGAAUAAGAACCGGAACAACUUUGAUACGAGCUUAUGACAAAGACUGUUUGUCCGAUCGAAGCUUUUCGAUCGAAAGAUUUGGCAGAGAAGGCCGAAAACCAUGCCACUUACCCCAAAAGAGGAACAACCCCCCAUUGUACAGAAAAAACGACCCAGACAACGUUUAGAUCCUGCGGAAAUGGGAGAGAAACCGAAUGAUGCUCGCAAUGAAAACCUAGAUACAAUUUCAUAUGCUCUGGACGAUGAAAUUGAGGUUCGAAAUUGGCGAUACCAUCUCACGAAUGAUAGACUUUAAGUGUUGAAAAUGUCCUUAUUUUCAGUAAUGUUAAGUUAAGUGUUAAAGUGUGAUUUUCACUGUACCAAAGACAUUCUAGGCUCAAAAAUAUUUUACUUAAUUAUAUCUCACAGGACCUAGUUUUAUAAGUAUUGUAUUAGGCUUUUCAGUAGGGAGGUGGGGGCUUAUUUUCUGAAGUUUUUAUUGUAGUUUUUUCUAGAGCUCUACGAAAAGCUACAACCUUACUUACGUCAUCCACCAAAUUCUUGCUAACUUCAAACUCCAUAAGGCACCAAACUUUCUCAG